Messenger RNA from Drosophila willistoni, 5608 nucleotides. RefSeq names its product ubiquitin carboxyl-terminal hydrolase 32 (gene Usp32). Gene Ontology annotation, cellular component: Golgi apparatus. The record is from RefSeq and is a predicted model, not a curated record. Lineage: Eukaryota; Metazoa; Arthropoda; Insecta; Diptera; Drosophilidae. Bases 95 to 5467 code for a protein of 1790 amino acids. Gene Ontology annotation, molecular function: cysteine-type deubiquitinase activity; calcium ion binding. Gene Ontology annotation, biological process: protein deubiquitination. The transcript has 14 exons.
GUUGUUGUUGUUGUGGUUGUGUGGUUGCAGGAGCGAAAGAGAGAGUGAGUGAAAUUGACAGAGGGAGCACCCCCACCUUGCCCCGCAAUUAGCAAUGGGCACAAAAGAGUCUAAACACGCCUGCAUAAGUUACGAGGAUGCAGUCAAACGUGUUAGCGACGUCGAGCUAAGACGUCUUAAGGAUGCUUUCAAGAAAUGUGCCGGCGUUGGCCGGCUCUACCUCAGUCGCAAUGCAUUCCAACAAGAUGUACUCUGUGAGGGAGUUCCGCCAAAGAUUACGGAUAUGCUAUAUGCCGCUUGCGGUGGCACUCAGCGUGGCAUAACCUUUAAGGAUCUGCUCUGUGGCCUGGUGUUAAUCACACGCGGCAGUCAGGAUGAGAAAACCAAAUUUCUUUGGAAUCUUUACUGUAAUGAUGCUGGCACGUAUAUAGUCAAGUCCGAUUAUGUACGGAAUGUAAAUUUGGCACCCUUUGAAAGUGUAUCCCUGUUUGCUCAAGGCGAACGGGUUAAUUUCGAGCAAUUCCAGGAUUGGAUAGUCAAACAUCGAAAUGCGACAGUUCUAUCCAAAUGGCUGCUAGCCGAUAAUUGUGUGAGCCUCACAUCUGAACUAGAGACACCAACGUUCUAUCAGAGUCUGGCCGGUGUUACGCAUCUCGAGGAAAAGGACAUUGGUGAUUUGGAAAAAGAGUUUUGGCGCUUGAAGAACACCUCACAGAAUGGUCAAAUUGACUUGCAAUUUCUUGGACCGUUAAUUAGUCCACCCAUACCAAAGAAUGCUCUGGCCGGUCUGUUUAAUGCCUUCGAUGAGAAUCGCGAUGGACACAUUGAUUUCAAGGAGCUCUGCUGCGGAGUAAGUGCCGCAUGCCGUGGACCAGGAGUAGAACGUACCCGCUUCUGCUUCAAAAUAUUCGAUGUGGAUCGGGAUGGUGUCUUGAGUCACGAGGAGACAUUGCAAAUGAUUAAUGUCCUGUUGAAUGUAGCCAAAGAGAAUCGCGAUUGCCAGCAAUUUAAGGACUUGACCAAAGAUCAGGUUGUUGGCGAUCUGCUGGAGUUUGUCCAGCGAAAGAGUCCUGAUGGCGUCCCCUGUACACUGACCCGGGACAAUGUACUCCUCACGGCCGAGGACUUUAUGCUGUGGAAUGUGCAAUGUGGCCUGCGCCUGAUGCAGCCACUGCUGGAUCUAAUCUUCGAGUUAUGCCAUAUUGUUUUUGGCCUUUGGCCGCAGUGUCGUCACAUGGAGAACGACAUUGUCCGGGGUUGGCUGCGGCGUGAGGAGCGACGUCCGUAUCGAGUCGGCCAAUUUUGGUAUUUGAUUAGCCGUGAUUGGUAUCUAAACUGGAUGCAGUACACCCAGCACAUGUCGCACACCUGUGACUAUUGCAAGCGUACCGUCAGCCAACGCAGUACCGUCGAUGAGGCACUUGUCUGUGAUGAGAGUUUCAAUACCCAUAGUCUGGAGCAGCAUGAUAGCUACUCACUUGGCUCGGGCUCUGGAUCCGGUUCUGGCUCUGCGAGCAGCGGCAUCUCAGCCGGACGACAUUGUGCGCGUCCUGGGCCAAUUGAUAAUGGUAAUCUGAUAACGACCAAUCCGUAUCGUAAUGUGCGCACUCUGACCGGCGAAGGUGGACAUCUAAAACGGGAUACGCCCCUAGUGCAAAGUCAUGACUUUGAGCUGGUGCCCAAAUCCUUGUGGAAAGCUUUGAAUCGUUGGUAUGGCGAUAAUCUGCCACUGCCGCGUCAGGUCAUACAACCAGUCAAUUCUGAGGUGGAACUGGAGCUGUAUCCACUCAAUUUGCGGAUAUUGUUGCACCAAGCACAGCCAGGACAGUCUGGAGGAGCUGGUUCCGGCGGCAGCGGCACUCAACUUAGCAGUUGGGGCUCUACCGUAAGCGGAGGCUAUGGUGUCCUGGCAUCGGGUGGAGGAUAUGCCGCCAUUGCUGCGAGCAGCGUGCUGCAACCGCCUAAACGAUAUUUGGCCUAUACGGCUGCCUUCAGCCGUCUGGCAACCGUGCGCCAGGUGGCCGACUUUCUAUGCGAACAUUUGCGUCUGAAGGCAGAGGACAUUAGGCUGUGGCAUGUCCCGCCGCUAGAGAAUCUUCCUAUUCUUCUAGAGGAGGAUACCAUGAGCCUUAAGGAGUUGGUCAUUCGGGACAAUGACCAGUUGCUGCUUGAGAUUCGUAACAAGGAUCUAACGUGGCCCGAAGAGCUGGGCUCUUUGGCCACAGCACAGAGCGGACAAGGCGUGGCCGGGGGACCAGCUGAUCGUCGGCGUCUGACACGCAGUUCCAUUAUGUCGGUGCAUGCUGCGGGAGCCACGGGAUUGCAUAAUCUGGGCAACACAUGCUUUAUGAAUGCCGCUCUGCAGGUUCUCUUUAAUACCCAACCUCUGGCCCAGUACUUCCAGCGCCAGAUGCAUCGAUUCGAACUGAAUCAGACCAAUAAACUUGGAACGCGCGGCCAAUUGGCCAUGCGCUAUUCCGAGCUGCUCAAGGAGGUGUGGACAGCGACUACGCGCUCGGUGGCACCGCUCAAGCUGCGUUUUUGUGUGAACAAACAUGCCCCUCAAUUCGCUGGCGGGGGCCAGCAUGAUUCGCAAGAGCUGCUCGAAUGGCUACUGGAUGCCCUCCAUGAGGAUCUUAAUCGCGUGACAGAGAAACCGUACAGCGAGCUCAAAGACUCAAAUGGCAGGCCAGAUAAAAUUGUGGCCGCUGAGGCCUGGUCCCAACAUCAUGCACGCAAUCAGUCAAUUAUUAUUGACCUAUUCUAUGGCCAAUUGAAGUCCAAAGUAAGCUGUCUGGGCUGUGGCCACGAAUCCGUGCGAUUCGAUCCAUUUAGUUUGCUCAGUCUGCCGUUGCCAGUGGAGAACUAUGUCUAUUUGGAAGUGCUGGUUAUUCUACUGGACGGCAGUGUGCCCAUCAAAUAUGGACUGCGUCUCAAUUCGGAAUGCAAGUAUAUUGAUCUGAAGCAAAAGCUGGCCACUCUUUGUGCCUUGCAGCCGAGUUUGAUGCUAGUGUGCGAGCUCUGGAAUUCACAAAUUCGUCAAGUGCUGAACGAUGAGGAGAAGUUGCGGACGCAAAGUGCCAAAGAUCUGUAUGUCUAUCAAUUGCCCGAGCAGAGCAGUGCCAGAACACGUUCGAAUUCGGCUCUGAGCAUGCACAUUGAGCAAGGGCUCAAGGAUAUUCAACGAAGUUCUGCUCUUAUCACUGGCCAGGAUUCGCUCUCAUCGCUGAGUACUCUGCAGACUUCAAAUAGUCAGCGUAACUCGUCGCGCAUCCUGUGCAAUGGCCAUCUACAUCAUAGCCAGGAUAAUAAUGAAGUCGUCGAUGCCGAGAUUGAGGUGGCUCGCUACAUUAACAACAACAACAAUAACAGCAAUAACAAUAACAAUCACUCGAACAGCGGCCAAAUGCACGAACUGCUACCAGAUGAUGCCGGAAAGGUAAGCCGGUGCUUUGGAAAAAGAGAGUGCAUGCCCCACAGCCUUUUUUGCUUCAAGGAGUCGCUUAUACUGAGCUGCAGUCCGGAAAACAAUUUCAUGCAUGGCCCUGCUGCCCAACAGAAGCGAGUCUCAUCAGCCAAGCUGCUCCAUACGGAGAGCAAUACAAGUUCCACAUCGUAUACGAAUCAUUCAGGUGAAAAUUCAAUGGAGAGCUCCCUGACCGAACCCAUGCCGAUUGUUGACUUGGCUCCCAUCAAUAGUAAUAGCAGUAGACAUGGCAGUGGCAGUGGCAGUGGCGAUGAUUGCUCCUCAUUUCGAACCACUCCCAACGAUUCGAGUGGCUUGAGCACCGCACAUACUCUUGAAAAUGAGGAUGUCGAUGAGCAGGCUGUGGGGGAGGAGAUUGACGAUGAAGAUGAACCAGACCCGCAGAUAACCACAUCGCAACCGGAAACCAGUAGCAGCGGUGUCUAUUCGCGUCGCUCCUCGCAACCCCACAAAGUGGGCAAAUAUUUAGUGGCUGUGCAUCGUAAGAUCACACGUCACGACAGUUACUUCCUAUCCUAUCACAAGACGCGUCCGAGCCUGUUUGGAGUGCCAUUGCUUAUACCCAAUAGCGAGGGUGGAACACAUAAGGAUUUGUACUGUGCCGUUUGGCUUCAGGUUAGCCGACUCUUGAGCCCCUUGCCAGCAACUACAGAUCAGGCGAAUCAUGCGGCCGACUGUGAUGACAGCCUUGGCUAUGAUUUUCCCUUCACGUUACGGGCUGUGCGUGCCGAUGGUCUGACGUGCGCCAUUUGCCCGUGGUCAAGUUUUUGUCGUGGCUGUGAGAUUCGUUGCAACAAUGACUAUGUGCUACAGGGAGCAUUGCCGCCCAUUAUUACCAUGGCCAGCAACACACCCACACCCACACCAAAAAUGAAUGCGAAAUUCCCAUCGUUACCUAAUUUGGAGGCAAAACGACCGCCAGAGUAUACAGCAUCGCUAUCGUAUACAGCCACCACAAAAUAUUUCGAAGACUUUACCAUUGCCAUAGAUUGGGAUCCAACAGCAUUGCAUUUACGCUACCAAAGUACUCUGGAGCGGCUUUGGGUGGAUCACGAAACAAUUGCCAUAUGCAGGCGAGAGCAAGUGGAACCCGUCGAUUUGAAUCAUUGCCUGCGCGCCUUUACCUCCGAAGAGAAACUAGAACAGUGGUAUCACUGUAGUCACUGUAAGGGCAAGAAACCUGCCACCAAGAAGCUGCAGAUAUGGAAGCUGCCACCGAUCCUUAUUGUUCAUUUAAAACGAUUCAAUUGCGUGAAUGGCAAGUGGGUCAAGUCGCAAAAGGUUGUACAUUUUCCUUUCGAUGAUUUCGAUCCGGCACCUUACUUAGCCUCAGUGCCUCAAGAGACAAUAUUGAGACAUAAGGAGCUGUUGGAAUUAAAAGCAGAUGCUACGACCACAACUACUGUUAGCGAACUGGACGAGAUAGAAGCGUUGGGCGGCACUAGCAGCAAGUCCCAACAUGAAAAGAAUGAUGAUGGUGAUCAAAUGAAUAAUAUUCAGACAGAGGUGGAGCGUUCGGUUGUCACUGGGAAUGUCCUGCGCCAAAGUAAAUCGAUCAAUGCAGCCAGACGACAACGCCUGAUCUCGACCAGCCUCACCAAAACGCCCAUUGUGGAUGGGGAGUUUGAAGAUUAUCAUCAGCAUAGACUGAAGCCAGAUGUGGAUGAAUUUGAUCCCAAGUACAAACUCUAUGCUGUCGUGUCGCAUUCUGGAAUGCUCAAUGGUGGUCACUACAUUUCCUAUGCAUCAAAUGCAAAUGGUUCCUGGUAUUGCUAUAACGACAGCUCAUGCCGUGAGAUAUCCCAACAGCCUAACAUUGAUCCAAGUGCCGCCUAUCUGCUCUUCUAUGAGCGCAAAGGUCUCGAUUAUGAGCCCUACUUGCCGAACAUUGAGGGUCGGCCGCUGCCGAAUGCAGCCAGUCUGCAGAUGGAUUUGGACGAGACUGAGGAAGGGCUAAAGAAAAUGUGUGCAAUUUCCUAAGAAACCGCAGCAGAAGCAGCAGCAGGAGCAACUGGCGGCUAUGACAGUUGUGGGAUUUCCUUUUAAAUGCCUAUAAUUGAUUCUUUAUUUGUCUAUUAUUGCUUAUAUUUCAAUUUACAUUGCUGUUUCCCUUUUAUUUUA